AUGUCAACAAUUAUUUGGAAUAAAAUUUUAUUAUCAUAUAAAAAAAUGCCAGAAAAAAAAGAAUGCCCAGUAAUAGUAGAUCCAAAAACAGGAGAAGAAAAGCCUUUAAAACCUUGUUGUGCUUGUCCAGAAACAAGAAAACUACGUGAUGAGUGUAUCAUUCAACAUGGAGAAGAGAAAUGUGGACCAUUAAUUGAAGCUCAUAAAAAAUGUUUAAGAGAUCUUGGAUUUAAUAUUUAA
Messenger RNA from Strongyloides ratti, 240 nucleotides. RefSeq names its product Cytochrome c oxidase copper chaperone. The coding region runs from base 1 to 240 and encodes 79 amino acids. The transcript has 2 exons. The record is from RefSeq and is a predicted model, not a curated record. NCBI's taxonomy places the organism in Eukaryota, Metazoa, Nematoda, Chromadorea, Rhabditida, Strongyloididae. Gene Ontology annotation, biological process: mitochondrial respiratory chain complex IV assembly. Gene Ontology annotation, molecular function: copper chaperone activity; copper ion binding. Gene Ontology annotation, cellular component: mitochondrial intermembrane space.